Molecule: messenger RNA, 1607 nt
Organism: Tigriopus californicus
Lineage: Eukaryota; Metazoa; Arthropoda; Copepoda; Harpacticoida; Harpacticidae
Product: coadhesin-like
Exons: 5
Coding region: 149-970 (273 amino acids)
Source: RefSeq, a predicted model, not a curated record
GGUUACAUUAUUCGCGUUUCAAGUGUCGUCGUCCCUGAUUGAUUCAAAAAAGUGCUUUAAUUAUGAUCUAUUGCCAGCAACGUUUGAUCCUUUGUGACUAAUCGUCAGUUGAGCAACUGAUUAGCGGCUUGUUCAGUUUGGAUGAACCAUGUUCGAAGGACGGGAUCGAUUCUUUCGCGGAAUUGGAAUCUACCUAAUCAUAUGCCAAGGAUCAUCUGCUAAAUUCAAUAAGGUCCUCUACGAUCCGGUCCAAUGGCCUCCGAUGAUUUACAAGCAAGUGUCUCACUCUGUGACCUCUGAAGUAGAAUGUGCUGGCCUUUGCCAGAUUGAGGAGCCAUUAUGCCGAGCGUUUUCAUUCCUGGUCUCGGAAUGUCUCUUGGCGGAUCCCAAAGGGUCGUUCAGUGUCAUUCCAUUACCCCAAACUAUGUCUCGGUCAUUGCAUCUUAUACCAGGUGAUUGGUUACCUUGGUCCGAUUGGAGCCUUUGUAUCAACAAUCAGAACCAAUGUGGAAAUAGUGUCCAAGGCUUGAAGAACCGCACUCGGGAUUGUUCCUUUCCCAACCCUAUAGAAUCCAAACCUCCUUGCCCUGGGGAUAACCAAGAGACUUUCUCAUGCACUGUCUACUGUCCAGUUCAUGGAGUUUGGAGUAAAUGGGGCGGCUGGUCAACUUGGACCCGAUUCUGUGGCGUGGGCGUCCAAACUCGAAAUCGGGUGUGCAACAAUCCUGAACCAAGAUAUGGCGGAAGCCCUUGCCCUAAUACGAAUUUGGAUGAGAAUUUUCGCGACAAAUCUUGUCGAGCUGGAGGUAUGUAUUUGAAUCUACAAAGAAGCGCACUCAUUUUGCACAGGGCUGGGAAACAAAGUGCAUCCUCAUUGUACGUGAUAUCAAGUACCAAAGGCCAAGUAGUUAAGAAGGUCACACAUGUUGGAAUAACAACACUUUUGUCGGGAAGGAUGGCCAAAGCUUAACAAAGUGACAAGGAAAUAGAUUCGUUUAUUGGACUAAAACAUUCUCAUUGUUAACGUGCAUGGGGCACAGAAAUAAGACUCUCUCUUUCAGCUGUGGCUGUGAAUCAGCCUGGGGACACCGGUGAAAUUUGGGAGUAUUGUGCAAACACAUUCCACGUGAUCUAUUUGUCCACGGCAGUGACCACCGAUGGUAUUGACGGGAUGAGAUUGAUCUGCAACGAUCCUGGUGGAAGCAUCCUGAAGAGCAAAGAGAGGAAUAGCAACGGGUAUAACAAUCCAACCUCAUCAUGUGCGGCAGGGUUCAGUGGAGCCAGGGGGAACAUUGAACCUGAAGGAGGAGGGUCCCACGAUGACCAUGGAUUGGUAUGCGUAGAGUUAUUCUGCCCUGAGACUGAGACAUGGAUGCGAUCGAAUUGCGGUGACGUGACUCGAGGCCAGUGGCAUCAAAAGAUGUGUGCCUCAAAUCAAGUGAUUUGCGGUCUGCAAACGGGAUACUACUCGAGUAACAAUGACCACGUGGGGGUGCAGCUGUUCUCGGUGGAGUGUUGCUAUUUGCCUGAUCCAUAGUGCGUACAAGCUGAUGCAAAAUACUAACAAUAAAAUAGGCGCCUAAACGAUAUCUGUGGUUGUUUUCGUA